Molecule: messenger RNA, 5711 nt
Organism: Paramisgurnus dabryanus
Lineage: Eukaryota; Metazoa; Chordata; Actinopteri; Cypriniformes; Cobitidae
Source: RefSeq, a predicted model, not a curated record
GACCGGUUAAAGCGAUGGCUUAGAUAAGAUCCCAAGAAUUCCAGUGGCCGCAGGGGAGGGACACGCACUGCAACAAAGAAUCACACUGACUGGCAGUGGCAAUAAGGGACACCAUUAAUAGUCAAAUCUGUGCUUGUCGUAUACAAUUCAGAUCUCAUUUUCACGCUUGUUGACUGAGGCAGAUCACACUCGAGAAGAUCAACCGUGGGUUUCUUAACAGGUCCUGACACGGAAGGUGCUUUUCAUUGUAACUUUGAACCGCAGCGGGAAAUACACACUUGCUUCCUGCUGGCGUGGGUCGCAACCUUUGAUUCUGAGGGAAGACGCCGUCAUGUAUUUGGGAACAACUUUAUAAUUCUGUUGUAUUGGCGUCUGAGCAACUCAUUCAGUGAGUUCCUGAGAGUUUUGAUGUGCCUGUCGCACUGAAUUACGACAGGCAGUGACAAGCUUGUUUUGGGAUUUUGAAGUCUGAUGUCUACCGGGAGCUGCUGCAAUGUCGACUGGAGCAGAAAAGAUAUUAGAAAAGCGGGUCACGAAGUUGGAGACAUUGAUCAAGGAUCAACGAUCACCUCUGAAUCUCGAGAGUUUGCUGGACUCAAUAACUGCUCUCGCUCUUGAUCUGAAUCAUCCUGCGCUAAGAAAGAACAAAAACAUUGAUGCCUUCCUCAACAGAUAUGAAAAGGCCGUCGGCCGCCUCAGAGAAUUACAGGUGAGACUGGAUGAUUUUGAAAGAGUAAAGCUGAUCGGUCGUGGAGCUUUUGGCGCGGUUCAGCUGGUACGACACAAGGGGUCUCAGCAGGUGUAUGCCAUGAAACAGCUCAGCAAGUUUGAGAUGGUCAAACGCUCUGACUCCGCCUUCUUCUGGGAGGAGCGUGACAUCAUGGCAUUCUCAAGAAGCCCAUGGAUUGUGCAGCUGUGCUGUGCAUUUCAAGAUGAGAAGUAUCUCUAUCUGGUGAUGGAGUUCAUGCCGGGUGGAGAUCUGGUGACCCUGACCAGCAACUAUGAAAUCCCAGAGGAGUGGGCUCGAUUUUACACUGCUGAAGUAGUGCUUGCUCUGGACGCCAUUCAUUCUCUGGGCUUCAUCCACAGAGACAUCAAACCAGACAACAUGCUGCUAGACCGCAACGGACACCUCAAACUUGCUGAUUUUGGAACGUGUAUGAAAAUGGAUUCGUCUGGUAUGGUCCGCUGUGACACCGCUGUUGGGACUCCUGAUUACAUUUCACCUGAGGUUUUGAUGUCACAAGGAGGCACCGGUUACUAUGGUCGUGAGUGUGACUGGUGGUCUGUGGGCGUUUUUAUCUACGAGCUGCUAGUUGGUGACACACCAUUUUAUGCCGAGUCCCUGGUUGGCACAUAUGGAAAGAUCAUGGAUCAUAAAAACAGAUUAACCUUCCCAGAUGACAUCGAAAUGUCAAGGGAUGCCGAAGACCUCAUCCGGGCUUUUCUGAGUGACAGGGAUGUGAGGCUUGGCCGGAAUGGAGUGGAGGAGAUAAAGUGUCAUCCCUUCUUCAAGAAUGAUCAGUGGACCUUCGAUAACAUUCGAGAUGCCAUGGCUCCAGUGGUGCCAGAGCUGAGCAGCGAUAUUGACACCAGUAACUUUGAUGAUGAUAUAAAGGAUGAUCCAUUAGGCAUCGAGACCUUCCCUCCUCCACGUGCCUUUGCAGGAAAUCAGCUACCGUUUGUGGGCUUCACCUACUUCAGGGAGGACCAGUUGUUAAUCCACAAACAAAACGGUUCAGAGAAGGAAUCUGAGAUCUCUGAUGAUAGGUUCAUAGAAAAGGAGCAUGGAUUAAACCAGUCAAAGUCCAAUGAUCUACAGAAGAAACUGAUUAAGUUGGAGGAAAAAAUCAAACAUGAGUUACAAGCAAAGGAGGAGCUGGAAAGUAAAUGCAGAUCAGCAAAUCAGCGACUGGAGAAGCUGUCCAAAGAGCUUGAAGAAGAGGUGAAUGCGAGACAAACUGCAGAAGAGUCUCUGAGGGAUUUGGAGAGGGAGCAAGCUUUGCUGAAACACCAGCGUUCAGAAAGUGUAAGAAAAGCCGGACUUCAGACAGACAGAAAGCGUGCUCUUGAGAAUGAGGUGAGUAGCCUGAAAGAGCAGCUAGCCGAGCUUAAGAAGAAGAACCAGAACUCUCAUCUUUCCACCGAAAAGAACAUUCACUUGGAGAGACAGUUGGAGGAGGUAAAUGCAAAACUUGUUGCAGAGGUGGAGGAAUCGGAGCGGCUGAAAAAGGCCCAGGCUGAGGCACUGAGACAGUCCCAGCAGCUGGAGGUCUCUCUCAGAGAGCUUCAGGAGCGUCUGGCCCAGCUGGAGAACAGCAGACUGGGUCUGGAACAGGAGAAACAGACCCUACAAACCUCACUGGAGGCGGAGAAGCGAGAGAGAAGUCUUGGCUCUGAGACCAUCAAUGACUUACAAGGUCGAGUCUCUGGGUUGGAAGACGAGUUAAAACACAUGAAAAGUUCUCUUUCAAAGGCUGAAUCAGAGAAAAGACAGUUACAAGAGGACUUUACUGCCCUGGAAAAGGAGAAAAGCAAACAGGAGAUUGAUCUCACCUUCAAACUGAAAGCUGUCCAGCAGAGUCUGGAGCAGGAGGAGGCGGAGCACAAAAACACCAAAGCCAAAUUGGCAGACAACAACAAAAUCAACCAAUCCAUCGAGGAGGCCAAGUCAGAGGCCCUCAAAGAUAUGGAACGUAAGCUGCUAGAAGAACGAUCUGCAAAACAACUGUUGGAAAGCAGACUGAUGCAGCUGGAGAAGGAGAACUUGGUGUUAGACUGUGAUUACAAACAAGCCAAAAAUGAACUCCAGGAGCUUCGCUCGCUCAAAAAAACACUCAAUGAGGAGGUGGAGGUGCUAAAUGUGCGCGUGCAGCAGGAGGCUCAGAAGAAGACUUUGUGUCAGGCUGAUCUGAAGGUUCAGAGACAGGAGAUCAGCACCCUGCGCUCCUCUGAGAAACAGCUUAAACAAGAAGUCAACCAUCUGUUGGAGCUCAAACUCAGUCUGGAGAAACACAACGAGGAGCUGCGCAGGGAAAAAGAAAAAGCUGAUGUACAUCUGAAAGACGUCAAGGAGCAACUGGAGUCAGAGCAAAACUUUACAAAAUUGUAUAAGACUCAAAUUCGAGAGAUGAAAGAGGAAAAAGACGAAAGGACUAAACUCUACCAAGAUGCUCAGCAGAGAAUAGAGGAACUGCAGGAAGAGAGGAAUUCAUUGGCAAUUAAGCUGGAGGACAGUCAGGAGAAAGCAGACUCUGAGCAGCUAGCACGAACCAUCGUUGAGGAGCAAUACUUAAACCUGGAGAAGGAGAAGAUCAUGAAGGAGCUGAAGAUCAAAGAUAUGAUUGCCAAACAUCGACAGGAACUCAGCGAGAGGGAUAAUACCAUCAACUCGCUGGAGGAGUCGAACCGCAUGCUGACCAUGGAUGUUGAGACCCUGGCCAAUGAAAAAGAGGAGCUCAACAAUCACGUCAAACAUUUACAGCAAAAGCUGGAGAAUGCCAAAGAAGAUUCGAAAGAGCUGAAAUCUGUUAAGAUGUAUCUUGAGAAGCAGAUACAGUCUGAGAAAACGCUCAAGAUUCAGGCUAUAAACAAGCUGGCAGAGGUGAUGAAAAAGACAACGGGCACCAGGCAAGGGCAAAAUCACGACACCGAUAUCCGCAGGAAGGAAAAAGAAAACAGACAGCUGCAGUCACAGCUGCGUAUGGAGAAAGAUAAACUCAACAAUACUCUCAUCAAAUAUCAGAAAGAACUCAAUGACAUGCAGGCUGUGAUAGCAGAGGAGUCUCAGGUGCGACUAGAGCUCCAGAUGGCUCUGGACAGUAAAGACAGCGAUAUCGAGCGUCUGCGCUGUCAGCUGACGUCUCUCAGCAUCCACUCACUGGACACCACCAGCAUCAGCAGCACCGGCAAUGACCUGGAUGGCGAUGACAGUUAUCCAGUUCGCAUCACACACUCACAAACCUCGGAGUCAAUGUCCUUCACAUACCAGCGAAGCUCCAAGUCAGUGUGUAUUGAUACCCGGCCAUGCCGGAUUAACCCUCUGAACCCCUCUGACUCCGAGGAAGAGGAGGAUUAUGAGGAGGAUGAGGAGGGUGGGUGGGAUUCAAGGCCCGCUCUUACAUACGAUACACCAGCUGACCAAAAUCCUGCAGCAGAUGUCAGUCUCGAGGGAUGGCUCUCUUUGCCCACCAAGAACACUAAAAGAUUUGGAUGGGAAAAGAAGUAUGUAGUUGUAAGCAGCAAGAAGAUCCUGUUUUACGAUUCGGAGCAGGACAGAGAGCAAUCCAGCCCUUUCAUGAUUCUGGACAUAGAAAAACUGUUCCAUGUGAGACCCGUCACCCAGACGGAUGUCUAUCGCGCAGAUCCCAGAGAAAUCCCAAGAAUUUUCCAGAUACUAUAUGCAAAUGAAGGCGAGAGCAAAAAAGAGGAGGUUGCUAUGGAAACCUUAUCAGCAGUCGAUAGGUCAUCGUUCAUCCCACACAAAGGCCACGAGUUUGUGCCCACACUUUAUCACUUCCCCUCCAGUUGUGAAGUAUGUCCGAGAUCUCUGUGGAGCAUGUUAAAGCCCCCGCCUGCUUUGGAGUGCAGACGCUGCCGGGUCAAGUGCCACAAAGACCACAUAGACCAUAAGGAGGAGGUGCUUGCGCCCUGUAGAGUGAACUAUGACAUGUCCACAGCAAAGGAGCUUCUGCUGCUGGCCAACUCGACAGAGGAACAGCAGAAAUGGGUCAGCCGCUUGCUCAAGAGGGUCCCACGUAAACCCAUAGCCCACAGCGCGAGCUUAGCUAUACCCUCUACUCCAUCAGGGGGAUCUACACCCAGGAUGUCCCCCCAACUUUCUCCUGGCAUGUCACCCCGACCCUCUCCUCACCUGUCGCCACAGGGCUCUCCCAGGAUUUCCCACAGAGCAGCCAUCAAAGGAGCCUCCCAUUCCACCCGACAACAGCCACCGCCAAAGCCCAGAUUGCUUGAGUUGGGUCUGAAGGACUGGGGUUGGUCUCUUGAUGUUGAAAUGGAUGAUGAUGACGAUAUAUUAGACUUUCUGAAGCACUGAAAGGGUUAACCUUGGUGAAGUUCGGAUAGGUGAUAAUCCAUCUGGGAACAGUGACAUCAUCACAGAAGAGAAUGAUAAACUGGCAAAUGGCAGGAUUUGCAAGUGCCAAGUAUAAAUGACUGAUGAGCGUAAUAUUUAGCACUGCAAAAGCCAUAAAUCACCGUAAGGGUAUAGUUUUGAAAAGUCAUGAAAGUGUUUUAUUUUGAAGUUUAGAAGUUAAUUUUGUCACUUUAAAAGGUUGUUGGCAAAUGUGUGCCUGUGUGUGAGUUUGAAAUAGACUAUAUACAGUAGUUGCACUGCAAUUUUAUGGUAAUCUAAAUUUAUAUAAUCAAAUAUAUAUUUUUAGAAAACUGACAAUUUAAGUGGCAAAAAAUGUAUUUAUAUAAAAGAAUACUUUUAUGCAAAUGCUUAACUCAAGAGCCUUUAGAAAGCAUUCGUUUUUUACCAAAACAAUCUGCUCACUGGAUUACUAACUGGUGUGAACACAUUUUACCAUUAUAUGUUUUAUGCUGUCACCAAAAUAAGUUUUUGAUCUGUUUGCAUAGCAACCAUUUUCUGUAUUUUAUUCAAGUAAUACAAUGUACAGAUUGCCAUUGAUAAACUUUUGCAGCAUUGUGAAAAUGUAAAUAAAAAAAUGAAUUUGGUGAAAACCACA